Molecule: messenger RNA, 2094 nt
Organism: Neltuma alba
Lineage: Eukaryota; Viridiplantae; Streptophyta; Magnoliopsida; Fabales; Fabaceae
Product: probable disease resistance protein At5g43740
Exons: 1
Coding region: 1-2094 (697 amino acids)
Molecular function (GO): ADP binding; protein binding
Source: RefSeq, a predicted model, not a curated record
AUGUCUGGGGUAGAGAUAGCUGGGAUACUUGUUCCUGCGGCCGUAAGUCUUGCCACACCUGUUGUGGCAUUUCUCUUCUCCAAAGUUAAACAAGGCUCAAUUUCGCUUGAUGACACACAUCAAGUGCUGAAUUUUGGACUGGAAGGGCUAGUUGCUCUGAGAAAGGUUAUAAACAAUGAAAUUUCGGGCAAUAUUAUACAGAAAGUUCCGCUUAGAGUUUACAACAAUUGGAAGGAGCGUGUAUCAAAUAUUGAGAACCAGGUGGCGUCCUUGAAUAAAGAAUAUGAAGAAGUAAGGGGGAAAAAAUGGAAUAUUAGUAGGAAAAGUGAUCUUCUAAGUGAGAUGAAAAAGGCAGUCAAUGAAGUUGUGAGCAUUCUUGGAGAAUGUACACAGGAGAUUCUAAUUGAUAAGCCACGAGAGCUUGCCAUAGAGGAGAAAGGUGUUCCGCCAAUUCGGGGGUAUCUGCCUCUUGAGAAUGCCUUUCAAAAGAUUCUGACGCUGCUACAAAAUGACAGAGUAAAAUGCGUGGCACUUCAUGGACAAAAAGGGGUUGGGAAAACAACAAUAAUGCGACACUUAAAUAACCACUUCUAUGAUAGCGUUGGCAAGUUCUUUGAUAUGGUGAUUUUCAUCAAAGUGCCGACUGAUGAUAAGCAGACUGAUCCACAGACUGAAGACCUUCAUGUUCUGUGCAAAAUUGCGGAUCGAAUAAAGGUGGAUAGAGAAGGUGAUGAAUCUGAAGUUUCUGGAAGAAUACAGCAAGUGCUGGAGAACACACGAUAUUUGCUGAUUUUAGAUGGCAUAAGGUGCACACCUGAUGGGAUUUGGGAAAAGCUGGAUAUUUCAAAAGGCAAUAGUAAGGUAGUAAUAACCACUGAUAAUCCUCUUGCUUUCAAGUCAAAAUAUGUUGACAGGAAUGUCCCGCUUCAACCAUUACACCCUGAUGAAGCAUGGAAGAUGUUUCGAAAUGUUAUUGGUGACAAUCUCAUACAAGACAUACCAAACGCUCGACGAAUAUGUAAUAGGUUCUGCUCUUGCCUUCCCCUCCUUAUAUAUCCUAUUGCAAGUUCUUUUAAAUGUCGACAGGCUUCCACUGAUUGGCAGAGUGUUUUGGAUGAAUGUACGUCUUGGGCUCAACUUGGAGUUGAUGGUUUAGAAGAGUUAUACGAAAACUUGAAAAUUUGUUACAAAAGCCUCCCUAAUCAAAGUGACCGAAAAUGCUUCCAUUAUGCUUCACUAUAUCCUGCAAACAGCAAGAUAUACACACGUUACUUAGUGGAGUGCUGUAUAGUUCUGGGUCUUGUUGGUGACGUUGAUGCAAAUACUGACUACAAGGCAUUGCGCAGUCGAGUUAUUGAUGUGACGUUGAGGCGCCUUGUUAACUUCGCAUUCUUGGAAGAAGGGGGAAAAAUGAGGUAUGUCACCAUGAAUGAUUUUUAUAGGCAAUUUGCUAUUUAUAUGUCAUCCAAAGAUUCAACUUCAGAAUGUAGAUCUUACGUUGAUAAUGAAGAGGAGCAGGCCUUUAGAUCAGCAUCACAGCAUCAUACAUGGGUCUCUAGGAUUGGCAGUAGAUGGAAUAGUCCACCAACAAACCAAAAUUUUGCGAGUCUUCAGAUACUAUUGCUUCAAAAGAAUCUAAAGUUGGAUCAAAUCCCACCGGAAUAUUUUGAUGGCAUGGGCAAUCUUCUUGUGUUAAACUUAUAUGGUACUAAAUUAAGGAGGUUACCAUCUUUGUCAGGAUUAACUAAGCUCAAGGCAUUCUAUCUAAAUGAUUGUUCAGACUUGGAAAUCGAGUCAUCUGAGAUCCAGCCACUUAAAAAUCUCGAGGUGUUUGACAUUCGAGGCGCUAGAAUCAAUUCUAUGCCACGUUUGGAAAGAUUAUGGUGCUUAAGAAUAUCAUAUGAUGAAGGCGGUGAUUACUCUGGAAUUUCAGAGCUUCACAAUUUAGAAGAACUGAUGGUUGAAAUUGAAAAGCAAUUCAUACAACAAUGGUUUAAUGGUGGUGAAAAUGAUAUGACAAAUGCCACUUCAUCUUUGGAAAAGCUGAGAAUUUAUUUACCCUAUUCGAAGCAAUUUGGGGUGGCCUCAUCAUAA